CCACCGGAGGUCCACCUGUCCGAGGCGGGUGGUUAUAUUGGAGACCAUACGGAUGCUGUGCCAUUUACCUAUAAUGGACAAUCUACGAUAGUUGAUACGGGAUUUAUAAUAAUGAAUAGUGCUACAUACCAUUCGUUCCACCCCUCCGACAGCAUUGCGAACACGAGCUAACAUUACGCCUGCUGUUUGUUUAGAAAACUUUCUAUCCUUCCCCAAGUGCAUAGAUGUUACCCUUGUUUCAACGGUGAUGAAAUUCGGUGUUUCCCGGAAUGUCGGUGCCUUCGGAUGGUCCGGCACCAAUCUGUCAUCCAUCUUUGCUUAACGUGCAAACUUAUUCGGGCCGAGCAUGUGGCGUAUGUUGUUUGAUAUAAUCUGUUUCAACACCUUCGCCAUAGAUCUUCUAGGGAGGAAAGAGAUGAAUGAAGAGUGCGAGGACGAAACUAUCAGAGCAUAUCUGGAGAGGGAAGGUCCCCAAGCAUUCAGGGAUAACCACUUAAUCCCGAUGACGACCACCGUGUGGAAUACCAGUCCAGACAAAUGCGCCCCAGAGCUCCCAGCAGCCACACUUGUGAAAUUUCACGCACGAUAUCUGUCCCUCCCCACGACCACGCCAAACAGUACUGGCAGUUGACAAGGUGGAACCACCACCUUUUAAAUACUCCCCAGCAAUGCCUAAAUGAAUUACCAUUCAGGGCGGAUCCAAGCAACAUGCUGGUGCAAUAAUAAAGGCUUUCCCAAAGGAUCGCAUCCAUAUAUCCACCAAAGUUACUAGAAUUCAUACAGCUAACGGAAAGAUGACUUUGGACCUUUCAGGGGCAACAUAUGAAUAUGGCCAUAUUAUCCUUGCAAUUCAUGGUGACCUGGCCCUCCGACUCCUAGAGAGUCUGAAACGCCAUUGGAAACGGAUAUUCUCUUCUUGCUUUCAAACAACCCUCAAUACCGCUGCGCUUCACUCUGAUACAUCUGUGCUUUCUCCCCUCCUCCCCCCAAUAUAAACUAACACGAUUCGAAGUUCAGACCACAGAGCCGCGUGGUCCGGACAGCGCAGAACUCCCCGGCGGCCCCGAUCUCUACCUCUCGAAAUACUGAUAAGGUUUCUUUAACCUAUAAUAUCAAUAUUCUCCAGCACAUGCCAACUUCCAAGCACUCGAGCAUCCCGGUAAUUUUCAACCCACUCACACCGUCCGGAUCACCCAAAGUGCAGGAUGAAUAUGCCUAUAGACAUCCUCUGUCCACCCCUCAGACUGUCGCAGCUCAAAUCAAGCCGGCGGAAAUACAAAACAAGCGUGGAACAAGCUCUGCGGGAGCAUGGACCAAUCAUGGCUUCUACGAAGACGGGUUCACAUCCGGGCUAAGGGCAGGUAUGUCCCUUGUGGAGUCGUGCCCCGGCAUGGCGGUGUAUCCGGUGCAAAGUGCAUUGGAGGAGGCGCACAGCAAGAAGGAUAAGCCCAAGUGA
Messenger RNA from Tuber aestivum (summer truffle), 1456 nucleotides. NCBI's taxonomy places the organism in Eukaryota, Fungi, Ascomycota, Pezizomycetes, Pezizales, Tuberaceae. The record is from the annotation of a GenBank genome assembly.